Messenger RNA from Marmota monax (woodchuck), 1426 nucleotides. RefSeq names its product cyclin Q (gene Ccnq). Gene Ontology annotation, cellular component: nucleus. Gene Ontology annotation, molecular function: cyclin-dependent protein serine/threonine kinase regulator activity. The coding region runs from base 101 to 853 and encodes 250 amino acids. The record is from RefSeq and is a predicted model, not a curated record. Gene Ontology annotation, biological process: regulation of transcription by RNA polymerase II. The transcript is spliced from 5 exons. Lineage: Eukaryota; Metazoa; Chordata; Mammalia; Rodentia; Sciuridae.
GAGGCGGGGCGGCCGCGCCCGCCGCGAGGACCCCCCCGGAGCCGGCCUCGGCGCGCCGGGGGCGCUUCUCCUUCCUCUGGGGGGUCGUGGGCGGGGCCUCAUGGAAACCGUUCGCCCCGAGAGCUUCGAAGGAGGGGCAGUGGCGUCUGGGGCCCAGGGGCGGCCGGCGCCGGAGGCAAGGGUGCACUUCCGAGUAACGAGGUUCAUCAUGGAGGCAGGUGUCAAGCUAGGGAUGCAGUCCAUUCCCAUUGCCACUGCUUGUACCAUAUACCAUAAGUUCUUCUGCGAGAUCAACCUGGAUGCCUAUGACCCUUAUCUGGUUGCCAUGUCUUCCAUUUAUUUGGCUGGCAAAGUAGAGGAGCAACACCUGCGUACUCGGGACAUCAUCAACGUGUCCAACAGGUACUUUAACCCAAGCAGUGAGCCCUUGGAGCUGGACUCCCGCUUCUGGGAGCUCCGAGACAGUAUUGUGCAGUGUGAGCUCCUCAUGCUGAGAGUUUUGCGCUUCCAGGUCUCCUUCCAGCAUCCACACAAGUACUUGCUCCACUACCUGAUUUCCCUCAAGAACUGGCUGAAUCGUUACAGCUGGCAACGGACCCCCAUCUCUGUCACGGCCUGGGCCCUGCUGCGUGACAGCUACCACGGGGGACUGUGUCUGCGGUUUCGGGCUCAGCACCUAGCUGUGGCAGUGCUCUACCUGGCUCUGCAGGUCUAUGGAGUCGAGGUACCUGCUGAGUCUGAGGCUGAGAAGCCAUGGUGGCAGCCCCUGGCACACAUCAUUCUACUGUCUUUAGAUUUGACUGCUCUACGGAUCUUCUAUGUAUGGAAUUGUACAAUAUUUGUAUUGUUGUGACUGGCUCAUUUCACUGAGUAUCAUCAGGUCCUCAAAGAUCAUCCAUGUUGAAGUAUGUGUCAGGUUGGAUAAUAUUCCAUUGUAGGGAUGGACCACAUUGUAUUUAUCCAUUCAUCUACUGAUGCAUACUUGAGUGCCGCAGUCUGGCUGGGCACAAUCAGGAGCCACUUGUCAAAAGAAACUAACUUUAUUUUUAGAACCACACACGACAAACAAAAUAGUCUCUCAGGAAAAACCCUCAGAGCCUCAACUGCCACCACCAGCUUUCCCCAAGCCUCUCUCUCCCACACAAGCUUCUCUCCACCUCCCACAAUCCUCCUGCUCUUGAGGCCGAUUGGCUGGGUCACGUGGGCGGAGCCAAAAAAGUCCCCCAAUGAGCAGCUCCGUGGUCUGAAAGGGCAGGGAAACAGCCCAAUGAGCAUCACCGCAGAGGAGCCAAUCAGCUAGAUGUUGCUGUGGCCGAGGAGCCAAUCAGCUAGAUGUUGCUGGGGCUGCUGUGAGCCAAUCGUCAGCCGGCAGCUGGAAGUUUGCUGGCAGCUGGAAGUUUGCUGGGGCCCCUUCGGCUGUGGCUCU